AUUGAAUGGUUUACCCCAAGAAAACAAUCGUAGCCGUUUUGCGACAUGUAUUACGGGAUUACGACAGUUGUAACUGUUAAGGGGAUGUGCAAGCUCACGAGGUCAUGAGAGAGGGAAGGUGUGCGCCAAAUAUGUGGCUUAUGUGGUGUCAUUUUCGCGCUAAGAUCGUAUACAUUCAUGACUGACAGAGUUUAUGUUAGGUUUCUUGAUCCAAUCUCUCGUUUGACAGCUACCAUUCGGCGGAUGAUCAGACUGAUCGCCCAGCUUGGGCGAAGAUCCCCAGGACAGUUGUCAGUGACUUUUCAUCAUUCGUAUGCAACACCUGGCAAGAUUCUACAGCUACAUUCAGCACAGAGAUCAUCAUCAUUACCCGAAUGUAACACGCUGGGUAUCCACAACAUGUCUACCAAAGAGGAGGCGACCCCGCAAACAUCUGGGUCUGAUGACUGCAAAGACGGGGAAGUUCCCAAAGUUAGCCGUCCUCCAGCGGUGCCCUCCAGAUCGGGUGCCUCUUCAUUCAGCAAGUUUCUGCCCCACGGUUGGGUCCAGCGGGCCGCAGGGGGAGACUUCAAGUUCAAGGACAAGGGCGGAGGGGAGGGGCGGAAAGGGAGAAAGAGCCCGUCGAAGACGCAACGUCAAGGUGGCCACACAGAUCACAAGGGCGACAGUGGGGAUAGGGGUACUGGCAACCAUGGCAAUCCAGGAGGUGGUUACACACACGCAGAGGCACCGCAGAACAAGAGAGCUCGUGUGAACUCCUCUGGUGAUGUACAGAACAAGGGCCAAGCAGCAGCCGACCAUGGACCAUCUUCCCUGUCAGAAAAUGGCAAGAAAAAACAAGACCAUAGCCAGGUCUCUGAGGACUGCACACCAACUCGUGGCUGGUACCAUCCUCCCACCUAUGGCCACCACAAGAGGAAACCUGGCUCAGGGGUUGACUUCUCCGUGAUGUCCUACAAUGUGUUGGCACAAGAACUCCUGAUGGCAAACUGGUACCUGUAUCUGGACUGUGCAGACCAGGAGGGGCUUACCUGGGAUGUCAGGAAGGAAAAGCUGCUCCAACAAUUCCAGCACUACAAUGUGGAUGUCUUGUGUCUGCAGGAGGUCCAAGAGAGCCAUUAUCAUGACUUCUUCCUGCCUGAACUGCAAAAGCUAGGUUAUGAAGGACUUUACAAGAAAAGGACAGGGGACAAGCCUGACGGCUGUGCCACCUUCUACAGAACCUCCAAGUUCAGCCUGGUGAAACAUCGUCUGGUGGAAUACUUCCGUCCUGGCACUGAUGUGCUUGACAGGGACAAUGUGGCCAUCGUCGUGCUUCUGAAGCCCAAAACUGGCAGUAAACAGAAGAUGCAUGCUAACCUGUGCAUCGCAAACACACACCUCCUCUUCAACAAGAGGAGGGGAGAUGUCAAACUGUCUCAGCUUGGAGUUCUGUUAGCCGAGAUCGACCAAUUGGCAUUCGAUCCCAAGGUCAGGUACUGGGAUGCCAAGGUCAGGUGUCACCCUGUCGUACUGUGCGGAGACUUGAACAGCGCGCCCUUCUCCCCACUUUACCAGUUCUUAAACACUGGACAACUCGCAUAUGGCGACUACGAAAGGUCCGAGAUCUCAGGGCAGAGCUCUCCGCCACGAUGGAGGAACUGGAUGCAGCCACCUCUGUGGCCUCCCUUCGUAGGCAUCACAGAUCACUGCCAGUACCAUCAAGCUGUGCUGGAAAGAAGACAGCCGGCAACAUUACCUGAUAAUUUGGAGAAAGAUGUUUUUGUGACAUCAACUGCAGCACACCAGUCUCCCAGUAAAGACCAUGUUCUAAGUGACAGCGAUGCACCCACACCCUCUCCUUUGUCAGUUAACUCAGAUGCACAGUCAAACCCAGAUGACCAGCCAGUAAAAAGUGACGAGGAGCAAGGGAGCCAUGAUGCUUCUGGGAAACAACCCGCUGUACCUGCUGACAACUUCUCAACUUCUGAGACUGUAGUAGUAGCAGCAGAAGGUGGUUGCCAAACUUCCCCGUCUUCAACAAGUGACCCUGCAGUUUCUGCUCCAACACCUCAAGUCCCACCUUUCUCCAGCUGCAUUUUCCAUCCUUUCAACCUCCGGUCAGUCUACUCCCACUUCACUGUGGACCACGAACGCGAGGUCACCACACACCACGGCAGGGCAAACUGUACUGUGGACUAUAUUUUCUACACAGCCAGGCCUUCAGAGGGGGACUACACUGGCAAGGGAGGGAGACACAGACCCAAGUACAGGGACGGGAGGCUGAAGCUAAUGUCAAGACUCAGUUUACUGUCGGACAGGGAGCUGGAGAGGAUGGGCAGUUUGCCCAAUAAGGAACACCCCUCUGAUCACCUCCCACUUAUAGCCAAGUUUAGACUCACUGAUAAGUGAAAUUCAUGUAUUAUUCUAUUGGUGCCAAGAAUGUAUAGAAUGCACGUUAUGUGGUUUUACCUUAAUUGUAGAGAUUAUGACAGAGAUGCAAUGUUACCCUGUUUGAAAUUAUUAACCCACUGUUAUAUUUUCCAGACAUAUGGCCAGAUUCGAACAUCAUCAUUGUGUAGAAUACAUGAAGUUCAGACUUGACAGAAUAUUUCACUGUGAAGAAAGUUAAGAAUCACUGCCAUUGCUACACUGGUUAACUUUAAUAUGUUCAUCAAUUCAGGGUGAGUGUAGCUACUAUAAAUGUUUUUUGGUCAUUUGUACAAAAUUUAAACCAAGGACAUUGUCUUUUUUUAUAAGCUAAAUGUCCUUUUACCUGGUUGACCUGCUUGGACCAGUUUUAUUUUAUGGCAUAUGGUGUUAAAGUGAAAGCAAACAUGCAACAAGUUCCAAGGUUUUUCAAGAUAUGUCACACAUGACAUGAGUGCUACAGAAUGUCGUCAUUUGACUUUCCCAAGUGCUAAAUUCAUCUCUUGUAGUUACUUUUGUCAACCCCUGAGGAGGGAUAAAAAACAUUGCACACAAAUAUAUUUGAUAGAUAUAAGUUGGGACCAAAAAGUUAUUAUAAUGGUUCAUGUUGUCAUUGAUCCUGAAGCUGCUCUUAGUCUAUCAAUGUAAGAUGGUUUUGUGGGAAAUGCAAAAAUGCUUUAGGUUCUAGUCAUCUCUGCAGUUCAAUGCAAACCACUGUUCUCUUCAAUGUCAUCAGAUCUUUUCUAAGUUUGAUUCUACACACACUUGUCUAUAUUUGAUUUUAUUGAUCUAGACAAUAAAACACACAAAAGCUGUGA
Molecule: messenger RNA, 3227 nt
Organism: Branchiostoma floridae (Florida lancelet)
Lineage: Eukaryota; Metazoa; Chordata; Leptocardii; Amphioxiformes; Branchiostomatidae
Product: protein angel homolog 2-like
Exons: 6
Coding region: 178-2391 (737 amino acids)
Molecular function (GO): 3'-5'-RNA exonuclease activity
Source: RefSeq, a predicted model, not a curated record